UGAUCUUGGUUCAUCGAGUAGAAGACCGGAACAUUCCGACAGUCUGGAAGGGAGAGCUAGACUUGGUUCACCUGUGACGAGAGAAGCUCUGUCUGACUCUUGUACCUUCAUUCAUGAACGUCCUUGCUUACAUGACCUUGCACUGUUGGACUUUCUGUGUGCAAAAUCCGAACCGCAGAGGUGACGGCCCAGAUGCAUUACUAGUCAGAAGCCCCCUCAGAAGACCGCCGAGUUAGUCUUCAUCCUCUUAUCUGCCCGGCGUAUUCCUCACAUACUUUGUGUCAUUGCUCGUCUCCCAUCUGGUGUGUCUACAGUGUCUGCACCAUGUACUGCGUUCAGUUACUGUGGUUGUACACCUCGUAACAAUGAAUUCGAAAGCCAGUCGGUACCCAAUGCGACUGCCGCUUCUGAGGGAAGAGAGGACAACGCUCCACAUCACGUUUCACGUGAUGGGUUCAAUAUCGAGAACCAACCGCUCGUAGACUCCAACGAUCCUGUAAAUGAAGAGAUCAUCCGUGCCAUCGUCUGGUGCUCACAGAUAUGCGCCAGCCUAUCUCUUGAAUACCUGUCAUGGCCAGCCGGUCGAGCUCUGCGUGGGUCGUCGCUUGCAUGAAGAUUGCAUAUCACCUCAACCAAGCCCUUGUCAGGCAUUCGGAGGCGACGGGAAUCGACUCGAUGCUCCCACACCUACAUUCCCUACUCAAGGGUCGAGCUCUGAGAGUGUUUCGGUCUCCGCUACGGCAUCGGUUCCUGCAUCUGAGCCAGCAGCACCUCGUGAAGAUCGAGAAAGCCUACAAACAAAAUAUGAAAUGUAUGAGACACAGGAAAUCAUGAACGUUGCGAUUCAGCUUGCAUAUGGCACAAGGAUACGAAUGAGAAUGACCCUCACGAGUGCUGCAGGGGACAUCCAGAGUAGUAUCAACGCUGCACGACACGAGAACCUGACACGUUCGUAUACGAUUCAGACCAUGCGGCCGACCCAUAUCCUGGGUGAGGAUAUGCAGACAAUUGAAGCGGCAGGGUUGCAAAGAAGCUUGGUUGUCUAGUGGUGGGAUGAUUGAGUAGGACAACAGCGUAUUCUUCACCAUGCUUUGUAUUCCCCGAGACA
Fomitiporia mediterranea MF3/22 is the source of this 1108-nucleotide messenger RNA. RefSeq lists its product as uncharacterized. Lineage: Eukaryota; Fungi; Basidiomycota; Agaricomycetes; Hymenochaetales; Hymenochaetaceae. The transcript has 3 exons. Gene Ontology annotation, biological process: autophagosome assembly; membrane fusion; Golgi organization. Bases 501 to 1046 code for a protein of 181 amino acids. Gene Ontology annotation, molecular function: ubiquitin binding. Gene Ontology annotation, cellular component: nucleus; cytosol. The record is from RefSeq and is a predicted model, not a curated record.